Molecule: messenger RNA, 4996 nt
Organism: Anolis sagrei ordinatus
Lineage: Eukaryota; Metazoa; Chordata; Lepidosauria; Squamata; Anolidae
Source: RefSeq, a predicted model, not a curated record
CCUCACUUAGUUUCGGCUUCACGGCCUUACUGAGCAUGCGCCUAGCUUCCUUACCCAUGCACUGGAUUGAACAUGGCAGACUCGCUGCUUUUCUAGUUAGGUGGCACGUGUGAAUCUGGCAGCAGCUUGUUGCAAGGGAAGACAACAUGAGAAAUCUUAAGCUCCUGCGAGUGCGGGAAUGCCAGGCAGCUCAAGCCCUUGGGACCCCUCAGGGAUUCACGCUCCGUCUGGACAGAGGGACGCUCUUAAUCAGCACAGAGUAUGGGAUUGUGGAGCUGGACCCUCUCACACAAGAGGUCAUAAAAGAAAUCCCUCUAACAACGGAAGGGUUUCUACCAGAAGAUGGAAGUGGGUGCAUUGUGGGCAUUGAGGACUUGCCAGAUCAAGAGUCUGCCUGUGUGGCUAUCGCAACUGGAGAUGUUAUCCUGUGCAAUCUCAACACCAGUCAGAUGGAGUGUGUUGGCAGUGUGGACAGCGGUAUAAGCGUGAUGAGCUGGAGCCCUGACCAAGAGCUUGUUGUUCUUGCUACAGGUCAGCAGACACUCAUUCUGAUGACAAGGGAUUUUGAACCGAUUGCAGAAAGAGAAAUCCAUCAAAAUGACUUUGGAGAAGGAAAGUUUAUUACUGUUGGCUGGGGUAAAAAGGAAACACAAUUUCAUGGAUCGGAAGGCAAGCAGGCAGCCCGAACCAAACCAGUGGAAGUGUGGCCGGCUUUGUCAUGGGACGACCAUAAACCUCGGAUCACAUGGAGAGGAGAUGGACAGUGUUUUGCAGUGAGUGCUGUUUGCCCAGAGACAGGAGCUCGGAAAAUCAGAGUCUGGAGCCGAGAACUUAUUUUGCAGACUACAAGUGAGCCUGUGCCUGGGUUAGAACAAGCACUGGCUUGGAAGCCUUCUGGAAGCUUAAUUGCAUCCACACAAGACAAAGCCAACAAACACGAUGUUGUGUUCUUUGAAAAAAAUGGUCUUCUUCAUGGUGAAUUUACGCUUCCCUUCCAGAAAGGCCAAACCAAGGUAAAGGAGCUGCUCUGGAAUUCAGACUCAAUGAUAUUGGCUGUGUGGUUGGAAGAACUGAACAGUGAGAAUAACUCUCAACCAAAGACGUACGUUCAGCUGUGGACGACAGGAAACUACCACUGGUAUCUGAAGCAAAGCUUGCCUUUCGAUAGCUCUGAAGACAGCCAUCGCAUUGUGUCCAUGGUGUGGGACCAGGAGACUCCUUACCGACUUCACAUCCUCUGUCAGCAGUGGCUUUAUCUGUGUUAUGACUGGCAGUGGAGCAUUGAUCGCAGCACCGGCGGAGGGGCAAGUGACUCGGCUAGUGUGGCAGUCAUCGAUGGAGACAAGGUGCUGCUGACCGCCUUCCGGCACGCGGUGGUCCCGCCACCCCUUUGCACAUAUCAGCUCCAGCUUCCCUGCACAGUCAACCAAGUUGCCUUCUGUUCUGAGCCAGCUAGGAGUGGGGAUCUUGCUGUCCUGGAUGCGAAUCACAGGAUUUCCAUUUAUAGAUCUGGUGGCUGUACGAAUACAAAGAUGGACUCCACAGUGAAAAUUGGCGCAGUGGGUGGACUUAAUGCUUCUGCUGCUGCACCUUGGCUGGAAAAAUCAUACAGAAUUGACAGUGUGGAUGACAAAAAUGGGAGAAACCCACUGUGGCUUCGCCUUCUCACUUGGCUGCAAGAUGACCUCCUCUUAGCUGUUAGCCAGGGACACGUCCCAGGCCACACUGUCAUUCACCAUCUGAAACUGAGCUCGGCUGCAGAAGAAGGAUGUGUUAAUAUCAGAGUCUUAUAUAGUUAUUUUGUAAAAGUUCCGGUGCACGAAGAUGGAGAGGAGACAGGCACUUUAGAGCUCCGGCUGGUGCCAGCCCUAGCCAAGCGACCGGGAGAUAAGAAGAAAACCGAGGGAAACCGCGCGAGAGCUGAGAGGAGGAAGCGGAGCAACGAGAGACGAGAGAGGGAGAAGAGAUCACGCGAGAAGGGAACGCGAAUGCGUGAGAAGGAUCGCGAGAAGAGAGGCGUGUGCAAGAAGAAGAGGGAAAGCAAGGAGAGGACACGGCAGGAAAAACUGGCGUCUAGGCAGGAGGCCCUGGAGAGGAAGGAGACGGAGUACCAGUUGAGGCUAAGGAGCAUUAGAGAAGAAAAAGAAGAGGAUAUAAGAGGGAAAGUAACAGAGAUCUUAGCAGAAUUGCUACAGUGGACAGAAGAAUACGUAGAGGACCAGAUGGACAGAGUAUUCCGAGAGACUAUCUUCGGCCUGACUGACAGAUGUCGUUUUUUUAUUAAUGACACAGAGAUUGCAUCAAAUGUCACUUCCUUUGCAAUCCAUGAUGAGUUUCUUUUGUUGACCACCCACUUACACACUUGCCAGUGUGUGUCUCUGAAGAACAUGUCUCUGAAAGCUUUGCAGUCAAGCUUGGUCACCACUUCUGCUCCAAACAGUGAGACACUGCGCAGGAUUGAAAGAGGAUGCCGGAUAGUCACCAUUGUGCCCCAGGAUACAAAGCUAGUAUUGCAGGCACCAAGAGGAAAUUUAGAAACUAUUCAUCAUCAAGCCCUUGUUUUGGCCCAAGUUCGCAAGUGGUUGGAUUGCCUCCAGUUUAAAGAAGCAUUUGAAUGUAUGAGGAAACUGCGAAUCAAUCUCAACCUCAUUUAUGACCACAACCCAAAGGUUUUCCUGGAAAAUGUGGAAACGUUCGUAAAACAAAUUGAUCUUGUGAACUAUAUUAACUUGUUUCUCACAGAGCUGAAAGAAGAAGAUUUCACAAAGACCAUGUACCCACCUCUGGAUCCUGCCAUCACCUGCGAGCCGCAUGGUUCUGAUAGAAAAAAGGUUGACCUCAUCUGUGAUUCUAUGAGAGCAGCCAUGGAGAACAUCAAUGCUCCUAAAUACUGCUUAUCCAUCCUAACUUGUCAUGUAAAAAAGAGCCCUCCAGAAUUAGAAACCGCCUUGCAGAGAAUCCGUGAACUUCGAGAACAAGUUCCAUCAACAGUUGGAUCCAUUAGUGCGGAAGAGGCUCUGAAGUACAUGCUGUACUUGGUGGAUGUCAAUGAGCUGUACGAUCAUUCGUUGGGAACGUAUGACUUUGAUUUAGUUAUCAUGGUCGCUGAGAAGUCUCAGAAGGACCCAAAGGAGUAUCUCCCAUUUUUAAACAAUCUUAAGAAAAUGGAAAGCGAUUACCAACGAUAUUCUAUAGACAAAUAUUUGAAGAGAUACCCAAAGGCCCUCUACCACCUCAGUAAAUGUGGACCGGAGCAUUUUUCAGAGUUUCUGAACCUGGUGGUGGAUCAGAACUUAUAUAAGGAAGCCUUGAAGCUGUAUCGUCCAGAUAGUCAGGAAUACAAGACUGUCAGCUAUGCCUAUGGAGAAUACUUGAUGCAGAAGCAUCUUCCUGAGCAAGCCGGGCUGAUCUUCUUCCGUUGUGGGGCCUUUGAGAAGGCGCUGGAUGCUUUUCAAAUCAGUGGCAACUGGCAGCAAGCCCUCUGUACAGCAGCUGAACUUUGCUACCCAGAAGAUAAGCUGGCCAACUUGGCAAGGAGCAUGGCAGGACGAUUUACUGAAAAACGGAAGUAUGCUGAUGCUGCGAUCCUCCUGGAACAAUAUGCCAAGGAUUAUGAAGAGGCCAUCUUGCUCCUCCUGGAAGGAAUGAUCUGGGAUGAAGCCUUGAGAUUAAUUUACAAAUAUAAUAGGAGUGAUAUUCUGGAGACCAAUUUCAAACCAUCUCUGCUGGAAGCUCAGAAAAACCAGUUGAUGUUUCUAGAGACUCAGAAGACAUCAUUUUCUCGUCAUCGUAAGCGCCUCUCUGUGGUUCGAGAGCUGAAGCAGCAAGCCCAAAAUGACCUGCUAGAUUUUGAAGCGCCGAAUUGUCCGGAGUCAGACCUCUUCUCUGAUGCCAGCAGUAUGGUGACAGCUAGUGACACAAGUUCAAAAUACACUCACAGUAAUUCAAGAAUAUCUGCGCGUUCGUCCAAGAACCGUCGCAAGGCAGAGCGCAAGAAACACAGUCUGAAGGAAGGGAGUCCCUUGGAGGAUGUUGCGCUCCUGGAAGUUUUAGGGGAAAUAGUUCGAAUAAUUGAUGGCCUUAAAGGUGAGAUGCACAGCCUUUUGAAGUAUCUAGUCCUUUUUGGCUAUGACGGGCAAGCCCAGGAGUUACAGCAAGCUUUUGAUGAGAUCCUUCAACUGACAGAGCACUCCAUCCCAGAAAUCUGGAGCCCGGGCCUGCAGCAGUUCCCAGCCAAUCCAAUCCUGGGUCCCAAUUCAACUGCAAAUAGCAUUAGCGCUUCUUAUAGUCAACAAAAAGCACUGAAUCCCAUAGCACAAGAUGUUGAGUUCUUUUUACCUCCCAAAUUCAACAAAAACAUCCAGUGGAAGUUGAACCUUCUCCAGUAAUCCAGACUCCCUCGUUAUUGAUGGUCUAAGGCUCUGCAUUUAAGCAAAUAUUUCAUCUCAAGUAUCUUCCCAAGAUUAUGCAGAAGAUUGAUCAUGGCUCUUGAAGAGACAAAGGACUAAAAACUAAACUUGUUGUAUAUGUAUUUUAUGGCUUUCUUUAUUAUCUCCUGUUUUCCCCAAUACUACCUAGAUAAUGAGAGCACUGUUAAAACAUACCAAUGACAAAAAAUGCAACCUUAGUUAUUUUGGAACUGUUUUGAUUGUGUUUCCUCAGAACAACAUUUCUGCCUUUUUUGCCAGUUGAUAUCUUAAAUGAUCAAGUAGGGCAAAUAUGGAUAGCCUUUUUAAAAAAGUGCUUAGCUCAAUACUGGAUACAGGUAGUUAACUUGUAUGAUGAAGGCCAGCCCUCUAUGUCAGCUGAUUAAAACAAAAAAAAAAUCUUGAACUCAAGUCUUCAAACCAGUACAAAAUGACUUUAAAUGUACCAGCUGAAUUAUGGAUAUUGAAGCAUGAAUCUUAAAAUGUCAUGCUUUCACAAAAUGAGAACUGAUGCUAACUCAAACCAAGGCGAAUUAAUAAAAGCACCUCGCCUUCUCAGCUGUAUCCAA